CUUUCCACAUCCACCAUGAACGACAACCUUCUCAUCGCGCUUGACCGCGUGAAGUUCUACGCGCAGGAUGCGCUCAUGACUGUGACACAGUGCAUUUGCCGUCCCGAUGCGACACUCAAGAUCAACGGGAGGCAGUACAAGGUUGACAAGCUGCUAGGCGAGGGAGGUUUCUCCUUCGUGUACCUUAUACACGACACGAGCCUGGGGCAGCUGUUCGCCCUCAAGAAGAUGCUCGUUACCACAGGUCAGGAGGGUGUGCAGCAGGCAAUGCGGGAGGUCGAGAUGAUGCGCCGCUUCCGUCAUCCAAACAUCAUCAAGCUCCUGGACUCGGCAGUGCAGCAGGACGAGAGCGGCGACGGUAAAAUCAUCUAUCUAUUCCUUCCCUACUACCCCAAAGGCAACCUGCAGGACUUGAUGACGCAGAACGGGGUGACUGGAAACCGGAUUGACGAGGACCGCCUUCUCCGCAUCUUCCACGGCACCUGUCUCGCCGUCCGUGCCAUGCACCAAUACCGCCUACCGAAUGUCACGGCAACAUACCCUCCGACGCGCGACGACGAGCCACUUCUUAACCAACCUGAGCUUGUUUUCGACGCUCCAGAGGACGAGCCGGGGCAAGAGGGCGAGCUCGUGCCAUACGCUCAUCGCGACAUCAAGCCGGGGAAUGUGAUGCUCGCCGACGAUGAUACGCCCAUUCUCAUGGACUUUGGGUCGACGAUCAAAGCUCGCAUCCCCAUCUCUAAUCGCCAGCAGGCGCUGCUCGAACAAGAUAUUGCCGCCGAACACAGCACGAUGCCUUACCGCGCACCGGAACUGUUUGACGUCAAGACGGGCAAAACGCUUGACGAGAAGGUCGACAUCUGGAGUCUGGGAUGUACGCUGUAUGCCGUGGCGUACGGCUUCAGCCCAUUCGAGACCGAUGGCUCGUCUCUCGCCAUGGCCGUCAUGUCCGGACGCUACCGACACCCGGGCGGCUACUCUGAUCGAGUGACAAAGCUCAUCGACGCGAUGCUGGUUGUGGACCCCCAGCAGCGCCCCGACAUUCAGAAGGUCAUCGAGCUCACGGAGGCUUCGUUGCGGACAGGACAGAACUCCAACUAGGGUUGUGUUGCAGCG
Cutaneotrichosporon oleaginosum is the source of this 1116-nucleotide messenger RNA. RefSeq lists its product as uncharacterized. Gene Ontology annotation, molecular function: ATP binding; protein serine/threonine kinase activity. The record is from RefSeq and is a predicted model, not a curated record. Gene Ontology annotation, biological process: protein phosphorylation; vacuolar protein processing; regulation of vacuole fusion, non-autophagic. NCBI's taxonomy places the organism in Eukaryota, Fungi, Basidiomycota, Tremellomycetes, Trichosporonales, Trichosporonaceae. Gene Ontology annotation, cellular component: cytoplasm; Golgi apparatus.